Messenger RNA from Papilio machaon (common yellow swallowtail), 3411 nucleotides. RefSeq lists its product as uncharacterized. Lineage: Eukaryota; Metazoa; Arthropoda; Insecta; Lepidoptera; Papilionidae. The transcript has 11 exons. Gene Ontology annotation, cellular component: nucleus. Gene Ontology annotation, molecular function: zinc ion binding. Bases 100 to 3150 code for a protein of 1016 amino acids. The record is from RefSeq and is a predicted model, not a curated record.
CAAACACAAAACGUUUUUUGCUUUGAUAAUGGCGGAAAAGCGGCUGCGUUGUUUAGUUUUAAUGCGUCUUUAAACCUAUUUUCGAAAUAAUAUUUAAAAAUGAGUCGUUUUAGGACUUCUAAAAUAGAGGAGAAGAUAGCUUAUGAGAUUUUUCGAUCAUGUCGUCUUUGUGGGGCUGGUGCUGGUUACAAAAUGCCGAUAGUACAAAAUGUCGACUUAGAUGGGGAUGUACCACUCACUCAAAAAAUACGGGAAUGUGUACAAAUAGAGGUACACCAAGACGAUAAAAUGCCGCCUUUAAUAUGUGAGCUAUGCGUCGACAAAGUGAAUGAUUUCUAUGAGUUCUCCGAGAUGUGUAAGCAGACAAAUAUGAAGACUAGAUUACGUCUUGGUUUACCUCCACAGACAAUGCCUAGAGGAGCGCCAAACGCUGGUGAUUGUAUCUUAGGUGUGACAGAAACAAUAUUUUCCAAUGAUGACUCAAAUGAGCCAAUAAUAAAACAUAAACAAAGCAAAUCAAAGAAGGAGACAUCUGACAAAGUUAAGAAUAAAUCAUCAGAGAAUAAUCGUAAUUCUCGACAUUUAAAAAGUCCAGAAGAUAAUAGACGUACCACCAGAAGAUCUAUCAGCAGCCCGACAAACAUUCUCACUUUGAGGAACAGGAAUUCUAAGGAUCAGAAGAAUGUAGAUCAGCACAUGAAGAAAUCCUCCGAACCUUUGAAGUCGAUUUUAAAGAAGGAAAAAAUUAAAGAAGAAGAUAUUUUGGUGACACCGAAAUCUAAAAGGGGAAGAGAAAGGGAAUCAAGAUCUAAUUUACCAGUAAAAAGAGUCAAAAUAGAAGUACACCCAAGUACAUCCAAGUUAAAUAGAAGAUGCAAGUCUCCUACCAGACAUAGUACCAGGUCUCCGGACACAGAUGACCUGGUAUGCAGAGUUUGCAAAAGAACCUUCCAUUCGAAAGGCCCAUUUACUAAUCAUAUAAAAACACAUGAAAAUGAAACUAAGAAUUCAAAAAGUAAAAGAUCUCCGCCAUUUGCAGAAUUUAAAUCCAAAAAUAGGACGGAGAAAAUGAAGCCUAAAGGUAAAAGCGAUAGUAAACAAAAUACGUACAGUUGUUCCUGCGGCAGAGAAUAUUUGGCUAAGAAAAAUCUUAGCAGACAUCAAAUGACUUGCAAGUUGAAGAAAAAAGAUGUAAUUAUAGAUCCAAAAUUAAUGGCGAAAGUACGUCCAUUACAAAUAAGAGUUGCGAGAUGUGAUCCUUUAUUGAAAAAAUAUUCUUCUAUAGCUGAAUUACCACUGGUAUUUGGUCUAGAUAAAAAUUGCACCUAUCCAUACUUGAGGACAGUAAAAACUGAACCGAAGACAGGUCGAGAUGGUAUGGUACGUAUUGAAGAUGAGAUAAAAGAUGUAUUCUACGAAGCAGAUUAUAUACAUUGGGAUUCAGAUACAAGCAGUGACGGUGAAGAUGAACCAUACAUUAAGAAAAGGAAAGUUCCAAACCUUUCUACGCUCAGUUUGAAGACAAUAUUCUCACCUAGGUACUUAGGCAGAGUACGUAGGAAGAGAAGAAAGGUUAAAACUGAAAUAAUACCAGAAAAUCUAACACAAAAUAAAGAUAUGUUCGAUGUUGUAGACAGUUUUGAUGAUGUACAUGAUUUGGAACGGUUAAAUGAUUGCAGUUUUGAUCAACUGUUUGGUAGCGCUUUACAGAAAAUAGUUCCAGAUGUAGAAGAUAAUUCAAUGGAGGAAGGAAGCGAUCAUAAAGAAGAUAGCAACGGUGACAUUGUUAGUAAAGAAGGAAACAGUGAUAAAGAUGUAAAUCUGAGCAAAGAAGAACACAACAGUGACAAAGAAGUAAGUCAAAAGAAAGAAGAAAAUGGUAUAGAUAAGGAAAAUAGUUUAAAUAAAGAAGAAAACGGUAGCGAUAAAGAUGAGAGUCUCAGUAAAGAAGAAAAUAGCAGUAACAAAGAUAUUAGUAAUCAAAAGCAAGAUAAUAAUAUAAAUAAAGAAGAAAAUAGAAAUAAUAAACAAGACGACAGAUUUAUUGAAGAAGAAAAUAGCAGUAAAAAGGAAAAUAGCAGUCUCAAUGAAGCUGUAAACGGAAACAACGAAGAUGAAAGUAUAAAAGAUUUAAAUGCAAAAGAUAAUGAUGAAAGGGAACUAACAGAAAGAUUAGAUGAAAGUAAUAUUGAAGGUAUAAAUGAAACGAAUAGUUUAAGUAAAGAUACAAAAGAUAUUAGUGAAGAUAAGAAAGAUCAAAAAGUUAUUAGUCAAGAUAAUUUAAUAACAAAUAAUCAAAUAGAAAUAAGUAACAAUACUAAUAUAUUAAACAGUCCUGUUAAAGACUUAAAUGAUUCAAAUGUUAAAUCUCAAGUAGGCAAAAUUGAAGAUUUACCUGAAAUUAAUUCUAAUAUGGAAACUGAAGAAACAAUCCAGAAAACAGACAUAGAAAAUGUAGAAAAACCUAAAGAUACUAACAAUUUUAAUCAAGUAAAACAUAAUAUACUAUGUGAUAGUGAUUUAGUAAAUAACAAAUCAAUUGAUCCUUCAAAUGAAGAAAUAGUGAAAACUGAUGAAAAUCAAAUAAAAACUAAAAUUGAAUCCAUUUUAGACGAUACAGAAAAACCAAAAAGUCCAGAAAUAAGUAAAGAAACAAUUAUAUCUUAUAAAGAAAUUCCAACAGAGAUAAAAGAUGAGGAAUUAACAGAUUUCUUAACAAAUAAAGAAGAUGAAUUAAUCACAGAAAAUGAUUUAUUAGGAGAAAGAAACUUAAAUUAUACAGAAUUAAGUCGAGAUAGUACAGAAUUUGAUGGAAAAGAUAUGAAUUUAAAUGAAAAUAUAGACAAAAAAGAUAUAAAUACAUUCAAUAAGGAUACAGAAAUCAAUAAUUUAAAUAUACAAAAAGAUAAAACUGAAAUGAAAGCAGAUAAAAAGGAUAAAUCGGAAAAUAUGGCAGAAGAUAUUAUGAAAGAUAUUCUAAAUAAAGUUAGAGAAAAUACAGAAGAAUAUUUAGUAAAUGGAGAGAAGAAUUCUGAAGAGAAUACUUUGGAUGAUCAGAGAUUAAUGGAUGAAUUAGACGCACAAAUCGGUGAAAAUAUUAUGGAGAAACAUAUGGAUUUGGAUGAUUUUAGUGAAGAUGAAGAUUUUUGAUUAAUAAAUCAUAACACAACUCAAUAUAUAACUAACGGUAGGUUUCUAAGACCCAGAAAUCUCAGUUUAAUACAUAUUGUCUCUGUUUUAUUCAAUGAUAAUGACAGAUGAUAUGUUGUAUAAAGAGGUUGUGGUCUUAGAAACCAACAGUAAAAGGAUUAUGACAACUAGAAAUGUGUAAAUCUCAAAAUUGGUACUAAAAUUAAAGUCACAUAGACUUGAACUAUUGAGCUGUGGCUCAUAUUAAGGUACUAUCACUGU